AUGGUGACACUUGUAAAAAAUGCCAGCAGUAGCAGUAAAUGGCAAAAUGGCAAAAAUAUAUCCAUCCAAGGGAGGCUACAAUGUCUUUUAUUCAUCCAUAAACCCGGAGAGCUUCAGUUCAUCCUUCCAGUCCCAGCCCCAAUAUCACCAUCUAUGGGAAACCCCACUGAUACUGCCAAGCAGCACUUAGUGCUUCCUUUGUGCUCCCUGGCAGCUCUCCCCUGGCUCCAUUAUAACAUUUACCACUUCUUAGGGAUCAUUUACACUUCUGCUGCCUCUUCUAUCUCUCCAAGAUGCUAA
This is a messenger RNA of Pipistrellus nathusii (Nathusius's pipistrelle), 300 nucleotides long. The record is from the annotation of a GenBank genome assembly. Lineage: Eukaryota; Metazoa; Chordata; Mammalia; Chiroptera; Vespertilionidae.